This is a messenger RNA of Symbiodinium sp. CCMP2592, 3555 nucleotides long. The record is from the annotation of a GenBank genome assembly. Lineage: Eukaryota; Dinophyceae; Suessiales; Symbiodiniaceae.
AUGGCAGCCGCCGUUCCAGAACGAACGGUGCGUGCCGUCGUUCUGCCGUGCGGAGCAAAGGGCACCUUCAAAGGAGAAGUGUACGAACACACCGCUCGGGUCCAAGCGGACGACGGUCGUUCGACACCGGGCUUCUUCUUUUGGAUCUUUCGCUGGAUGGUGGACUUUCUCGGAGGGACACCUAGCCACAACUUUGCUGGAAGGAGUCGGGAUGCCAUCGUCGGUCGGGCGGCGGCCGUGUUGGCGGACGGUUUGUCGUCGUCCGAGACCGAGCAGGACGACGAGCAGGAGAAGGACGAGCAGGAGGACUCGCAGGAGGCAGUUCUGCCGUCUGCGGAGGAUCACGUCAGCAAGAGCAGUACGAUGACGAAGCACGAGCGGAUCCACAAGAGAAAGGCCAAGAGCAAGCAGGUCAAAGAGGAGCCGGCCGAGCCGGGCGUGGUGAAAGAGGAGCCGGACGGGGAGGGCGAUAGGCCAGAGGAGGAUGAUGAGGAGGACGACGACGAGCUAGUGCGAAAGGGCGACUUCUGCCUUUCGUCCUUCGCUUGCAUAUGCUGGUUGGCUCAGCUGAUGGCCAAAGGCCCCAGAGCCAAUUCCAAAUGGAAUUUGGAACCCGCCGAAGUUCGUUCCCGUGCCGAGGCACUGCUGGAAGGAAUGCGGGAUUCGUUUUGGCAGGACGUUCGAGGUCGUUCGAUUGAGGUUGUGCAAGGCCAGCUGGCCGUCGACAAACUCGCGACGGAGUUCGGUCAGGUCGCCGGGAAAAUUUUUGGGAAAAAAAAAGUUGUGCCAGUCGUUGAGGCCUUGCGGGUUUUGCAGGCCGACAGCGUGCGACGUUCGCUGAGCCAGGACCGUCGACGGCUGGCCGAAAAGAUCUUCAGCCGUUUGGUGGCGAGACUUGCCGAGGCCAUCGAUGCUUCGAAAGGCAAGACUGUCUGGAUGGCCAACCGUGUUGAGACAGCUCGCGGCUACCGGAAGGUCUCGCACGGCUGUCAAGAGGCCGUUCUGCAGGCAGGGUCGGCAGCCGGGCCGUCCAUUGCAGCUGCUCUACAGUCUCAGAAACACUUGACGUCGUCCGUCGAGGAGAAGACUACCCGGAACCGGGACAAGCCAGGCAAGUUUUUGGAGUCAGAGCGACUCUCGUACUGCAGCAGCGGACAGUCGACGUUCUCGUCGACUACCGUCCUCAGCGUGGUCGCGGAUGCCGUUCACGUCGGCGACGACGACUGGUUGAACGUCUUCGUGUGCGAUCCUGGCUGCGACGUGUCGUUCUUUUGCCCGCCACAGGCUGGUUUGUUUUGGGCGGUUUCAACUUCAGUGAAGAAGGGAACCUGCCUCACGGCCGAGAACUUCGUGGACAUGUGGCAGGGCCGCAUCACGAAAUUUUUCCAAAAGGCCGGCACCAAAGGUCGUUCGGCAGGCAAGAGCACAGGCGGAGUUCGGGAACCGGAGCGACAGGCCACUCAGGAGUGGCUGCGGGACGUUUCGCACAGCCUCUCGGCCGUCGGCUGGAGUUGGUCCUCGUGUGGUCCCUCGGCCGACAGUGCCAAGAGGCCCAACGUGAUCGUGCUCUGCACCGAUCAGGAAGCGACACAGUUGGCGGCCGUGAACUAUCUCAAGUUUGGUCGCUCGCUGUUCGUGGAGUUCGUCAACGACCCCGCCCACAGGAGCCAUAACGACGUUCAUCUCGCUAUGGCGUCGGCGGGACUGUUGACAUUCGCCCUCGUCUCGCUCGGCCUCUACAACGUUCGGUACGGGCCGUGGAACAAAGGAACCUGGUUCGGCAAGGUCCAGAGCAUGGCCGACGAAAUGAGCCUUUCCAUGUCGCCCUCCGACCCGCUCCUUUUGACGUUCUUCCCGGACAUCCUGGCCGAUGAGGGUCGUUCGCAGGAGGAGAACACGGAGGAGAAUCGGCGGCUUUUUUUGGAGGGCCUGCCGAACAGGUCGUUCGUUCGGUCCAAGGGAAGCAAGGCCUCGCACUCUCGCUUCAACAGCUUGUCCAUCGCCCAUUCGGAAUUGGACAGGGACUGGUCGUCGUUCUGUUUGGUUUUGGCCGCUCUGUGCAUCGCCGAAGGCUGGACGACGAGUGCCUCGGCACUCUGGGCUCCCGGAGCCGGCAAGGUGCAGGAGGCCAGCAGUGGAAGCAGGUCAGCUGCGAAGGCGGCCGCUCGCAAAACGAUGCAGCAACAGCGAAGCAGUUCGGUGAACACACUACACGGCAUGACGUCCUUCGCAUGCAGCCCUGACAACCGAUCGCUGGCGAGAACGAUUUUUUUCGUGCUGCAACCCGAAGGCGUUCGCUGCAGCAAAAUGCUCGAGGAGCUCAGGUCUUUCGAUGCAACCGUGUCCACGUAUGCCGCUUGGGCCCACUGGGGCUACGUGGAGACCGCUCGAGAGCACUUGGUUCGUCUCUCGGACCUGGCUGCCUUGCAGCGACUGGGCUUGAACAUGGCCAUGGACCAUGACGACGAUUGCGACGAAGCCGCCCUCGUCUACCAGGACACUCUGGCUCGACGGGUCGUGAAGCUCACCGUUCGCCUGCUUCGCUUCCGGUGCGGCUCACAGCUGCCGAGCACGAAUGGUUGGGGUGCUACCGCUGGGCUCCUCCACGACAGCACGGCCUCUCGCCAGGCCAGUCUCCAGUUUUUGAAGGCGGUGGACGUGACUGUGAAGGCCGUACAGGAGACCGGGUCUCUCGAUGCCAAGACAAUGCUCGAGGGCCAUCCGGCCACAGGGCCUGUCAUGGGCAUGGUGUUGGCCGAGCUGCGUGCGGCGUCCUUCGUCGAGGUCCCGCCUGGGACGUUCGACUUUCUGCGGCGUUGCUGGGGCGGCCUCUUGAAUUCGAAGUUGGUCGAAGAUGCCAACAAAGUGCAGCGUGAGGCAGAACAGAGAAACGGGACUGCCAAGACUCUCGGCCGCCUGGAAGGGUGGCAUGGCCUCUCGAGGAAGAGGCUCUUCAAGGAUUACGGCCGUUCGGAAGUGCCCAACGGCACCCUGGUCACCCUUCCCACAUCGUUCGAUGCCGAUGCCUGGUUCGUUCGCAAAAAGAGGCGAACGACAAGCGGGUCAAUCGCCACUGGGUCUGCCAGCAGCUCGCAGCCCGCCGUGGCGGAGGAGACUGCAGAGGAGGCCGUUUGCACAGGGGUCAGCCAGGUUGUAUUUGGGCGUCCCACACUCCCGACUCUGAGCAGGACAAGCUCGCUGGCUUCUCGUUGUUGGCGAAGGUGGUUCGGGAGUCGAAGGACUGGUCCUUCGUCGAGAAAGGAUGGUGGUCUUCUCUGGUCCCAGAGGGGCACGGCCUCGCGUACAAGCGAGCGGCCUUGGUGUGGCCGGCCACUUUGGACAAGGGUCCUUCGGGCGUUGAGAGACUCGUGCUCGACACAACUGCGGCCUCUCUGUGCUGGGUGCACGUGUUCGACGAGAACGUCGAGGUUCUCGAUCUCGUGGCCACGUCGCCACAGCGUGUCCUGGCUGCGUCUUUUUAAGGGUAUUGUUAUUGUUUCGAUAGCUAAUUUAUAUCUACUUGAAAAAUGUUUGUUCCUAAGGGUCCUGGUCUAA